GGAGUUGGACGGGGAGAGGAACUCCUGUUCUCCUUCGCCCACGUGGAGCAGGGACCCCCAAGGGGAGCCUAGGCCACUUUGGGGCCAGAAAUCACACCCGCUUCACACACCGACCCAAUUCCUCAGACCUAGCGUCAUCCAGGAAGUGUUCUCCCUCUUCCGCCCCGCCCCCAAAGCACUUCCGGCGACGCUCUGGGAAGCUCGGAGGACUCGGCGCCUCGGUAACUCGUGUAGUGAUCUGAAGGGCACUGGGAGCGAACAGACCUUGCAAAGAAGAGCAGGAGGAAGUAUAUGAUGCCAGCACAAGAUUUUGGGCGAAGAUACCUGAAGGCUUUUUUGAAAGGUUUCUUUGUUGCUGUGCCUGUAACAGUCACUUUCUUAGAUCAAGUGGCCUGUGUAGCAAGAGUGGAAGGAGCUUCAAUGCAGCCCUCUCUGAAUCCUGGGGGGAACCAUUCAUCUGAUGUAGUGCUUUUGAACCACUGGAAGGUUAGGAAUUAUGAAGUGCAGCGUGGUGAUAUCGUGUCAUUGGUAUCUCCCAAAAACCCAGAGCAGAAGAUCAUCAAAAGAGUGAUUGCUCUUGAAGGGGACAUUAUCAAAACAAUCGGACAUAAGAAUAGGUACGUGAAAGUCCCGCGUGGCCACAUGUGGGUAGAAGGUGAUCACCAUGGACACAGCUUUGACAGUAAUGCUUUUGGGCCUGUUUCCCUUGGACUUCUGCAUGCACAUGCCACUCAUAUCCUGUGGCCUCCAGAACGCUGGCAGCGUUUGGAAUCCAUUCUCCCUCCAGAGCGUGCACCAGUUCAGAUGGAAGAGAAAUGAUCUCCUUGCAUCAGCAUGGCUUCUUUGACUUAGGAAAACAAUAUUUUUUAAAUGAAAGGCAGGAAGAAAGAAACCUGAAAGGCAGGCCAUGUAUUGGCUGAGGCUGCAAAAAGAGUCUUCAUAUAUCCUAUGGUUUCACAUUGAAGCAAAAGAUUUUCUUUCAGAUGAAACAAUUGUAUGGUACAUGAUAUUUUGUCUGGAGUACUUGUACUACAGUAUAAAUGUCCUGACAGUACAGUACCAAAAAAGAAAUUUAUUUGUUGAUUUUUGUUUUCUUUUUUGGCAGGGCAGUGAGGAUUAAGUGACUUGCCCAGGGUCACACAGCUAGUAAGUGUCAAGUGUCUGAGGUCAGAUUUGAACUCAGGUCCUCCUGAAUCCAGGGCUCAUGUUCUAUCCACUGCGCCACCUAGCUAACCCCCCAAAAAUAAAUUUACAAUGUGACUUUCAAUGGCCUUUCCAUAUGCCAUGGUAGGAUUGAAUUGUUGGUAUACUUGUUUCUUAAUCUGUUGAUUGCUGAAUUUUGAAAAUUUGGGUUUCAGCUGAUGAAAAGUCCUGAACUAAUGUUGUUUGAUGAAAACAUAUUCAUCUAGUAAAUAGUUCGUGCAUGAUUCAGCUCGAAUAUGAAGAAAUAGUGACACAGAUGCAGUGUGAGUUUAAUUGUCAAUAUUCACUGGUUAGAAAAUGAAUAGUGAACUUUGCCAAAUAAUAAUUUGCUUUUUUUAAAAGGAAAAAGGGAGAGGUCGGUCCUAAAAAGACAUGCUGAUAUACAGGGAGCUCUCCAAUCUAGAGUGAUGUUUGGAAGGGGGAAAAAUAUAUUUGGAAAUAAAGAUGAUGUAAAAAGAAGAUAUUUAAAUGAGGUGGUUUUUUUAGUAUACAUAAGAAGGAAUCCAUGGAUAAUGAAGCAUGAAUACAAAAGCUUGGUACAGUUGUGUAAGUAGAUUCAGUAGUAGUGAAACUUAAAAUGGCCUGAAGGUCAGAUCAGAGAUACUGGCUGUGUCUAGGACUUUAUCCCUCACUGCAACUUCUGUGGUGGCAGAGACAAGCCAAAGCUUUCAGGAGCAGGGACAUAGGGCCUGAAAAUAACCUGAGUAGACAUGAUUAUCUGCAACCCAGAAUCAACUGAAGACUAAGUAAACUAAGAUGACCCCUGCUCAUGUUCCUGGUGGUUGUUGUUUGUCCUUCCUUCUCAAAGAAGACCAUGACA
Messenger RNA from Dromiciops gliroides (monito del monte), 2023 nucleotides. RefSeq names its product mitochondrial inner membrane protease subunit 2. The transcript is spliced from 2 exons. The coding region runs from base 292 to 819 and encodes 175 amino acids. NCBI's taxonomy places the organism in Eukaryota, Metazoa, Chordata, Mammalia, Microbiotheria, Microbiotheriidae. The record is from RefSeq and is a predicted model, not a curated record. Gene Ontology annotation, molecular function: serine-type endopeptidase activity. Gene Ontology annotation, cellular component: mitochondrial inner membrane peptidase complex; membrane. Gene Ontology annotation, biological process: mitochondrial respiratory chain complex assembly.